CAGGCAGGGCAGGGCAGGCAGUGGUGCUUUAUAAUACAUUUGGUGCAGUUUAUUGUGUAUGGAUUUUGAUGGACCCACCAGAGGUUGCCUGGAAGGGUCAGGCAAAGCAACCAGACCCACAAAUGAAGGGUGGAAGCUGCCUCCCCCUUUCUUGACUUCUGCUGAGAACGCAAGAGUCUCCCACAGGCUGCCCAGCUUCUCUCGGGAACAAACAGAUUCAGAUUCAGGCUCUCUGACAUGGAGCUGGUCCCUCCUUCACUGUUGCUGCUGUUGCUGCUGCUGCUGCUGCUCUGGGUCUCCUUCAGGUUGAACGGGAGGAAGAGAGGAAUGAAAGGCCUCCUGCCCCCUGGGCCCACCCCACUCCCCAUCCUGGGGAAUUUUCUCCAGCUGGACCGGAAGAAUCUGGUCCAGUCCCUGAUGAAGAUGGGCGAGGAGUACGGGCCAGUGUUCACUAUCUUUCUGGGACUGCGGCGGGUUGUGGUCUUGUGUGGCUACCAAGCCGUGAAGGAGGCCUUGGUGGACCAGGCAGAGGAGUUCAGUGGGCGAGGGCAGCUGCCCGCCUUCUCCAAGGACUUCAACCACCAUGGGAUUGUGUUUGCCAACGGACAGCGCUGGCAGCAGCUCCGUCGCUUCUCCCUCACCAUUUUGAGGAACUUUGGGAUGGGCAAGAGGUCCACUGAAGAACGGAUCCAGAAGGAGGCCCAGUGCCUGGUGGAAGAGCUCCGGGAGACAGAAGGGACACCCUUUGACCCCACCUUCCUCCUUAGCCGAGCUGUCUCCAACAUCAUCUGCUCCAUUGUGUUUGGGAAUCGGUUCAAGUACAACGAUGAAAAAUUCCUCAGGUUGAACAAGCUGAUAACGGAGCGCUUCCGCAUUGCAAGCUCAACCGAAGCCGUGCUGUACAACAUCUUUCCGGAGAUCAUGGAGAAGAUCCCUGGAGCGCAUCACGCAGGCCACAGGUUGUCUCAGCAGAUCAUCAGCUUCAUAAAGGAGAGGAUCCAGAUGCAGCAAGCCUUGCUCAAUCCUUGUGCCCCCCAAAAUUAUAUUGAUUGUUUCUUGGCAAAGAUGGAGCAGGAAAAGCACAACCCGAAUUCUGAAUUCUGCAUGGAGAAUUUGGUGAUGGCCACUUUCAAUCUGUUCUUUGCUGGCACAGAAACUAUCAGCACCACCCUGAGAUUCGGCUUCCUCAUCCUGAUGAAGCACCCGCAGGUCCAAGAAAAGCUCCACGAGGAGAUCGACCGAGUGAUCGGGACUGGCCGCUCGCCCUCAGCGAAGGACAGGAGGCAGAUGCCCUACACGGAGGCAGUGCUGCAUGAGAUCCAGAGGUUCAGUGACAUUCUGCCCAUGGGUCUCCCCCAUGCCGUCACUCGAGACACUCGCUUCAGGGGAUAUGCCAUCCCAAAGGGGACCUACGUCUACCCUUUACUCAGCACGGUGCACUACGACACUGAGCAUCACACGGGCCCUGAGCUGUUUGACCCCGGGAGAUUCCUGGACAGUCGUGGCCGUUUCAAGAGGGCAGAUGCCUUCAUGCCUUUCUCAGCAGGGAAGCGGCUGUGCCUGGGCGAGGGCCUGGCCCGAAUGGAGUUGUUCCUCUUCCUCACCACCAUCCUGCAAGCCUUCACUCUCACGUCACCAGUGUCCCUGGGUGAGAUCAGCAUUGUGCCCGAUGCCAGUGGCGUCAGCCGUGUGCCCCUGAGAUACCAGCUCUUGGUGGCACCACGCCAAGCUUGAUAGUCUGCUUUACCCAGGUAGUUUCCCCUCUGUCACACUCUUCAAAUGCCCAGAGGGUGGGAGGCUGCAAGUUCCUUCAGCAGGGCAAUAUAUUUCGGAGCGAGUUCCUGUGACAGGCACCCAGUGCUAUUAAUAGAAAAGCAUCUCCACUCUUCAGGUCGGACUGUGAGCUCCUCCUCCUCGGGGCUCUCUCCUCGCAGACCCCAACUGGGUAACACCUUCAGUGCCACUCCGGCAUAGCCGGGCCGCGAAGCCUCUGCAAGGAAACCCCCAGCUCAAGGAGCACCGAGGAGCACCUGACAGACACCUUCCGGCUCCCUUGAGGGCACAUGGCGCAGCAGCUGCUUCCCCCUGCAAUCGCCCCUCAAAUCAGGAAACAGCUACGUGGGGAACAAGGCCCUGAAGUUCAGGGGCUGGGAUGGCAGCGUUGGACGAGAACAGCACUGUUUCCAGAGAGCCAAAUCCAGUCACUCCUUGUGCUUAGGUGAGCGCUUUUCCCACAGCCACCAAACAAACAAACAAACAAACAAAAUGCUUGGAAUAAAAUGUGCUCGCUUCAGUAA
Pantherophis guttatus is the source of this 2297-nucleotide messenger RNA. Lineage: Eukaryota; Metazoa; Chordata; Lepidosauria; Squamata; Colubridae. The record is from RefSeq and is a predicted model, not a curated record.